UGAAACGUCAUCAGUCGCGGCCCAAGUACUGUUCCAAUUCAAAGUUCGCAUCAAGCCCAAGUUCACAUAAAAUCCCCGGAUGUGUUCUUGAUCCGCCCAUUUUAUCGAGGAUGCAUCAGAGGAGACUUGUGUGGACUUAUGAGAGCGAAGUUUCCCAGAAUGCAUUUCGCGUCAGGAGUUCGUUCUUCCGAGUCUGAACUUGCAAGUUCGAACUACGAAGGACACAAGUCCGAGUUCGGCGUACUUGGUUUUGAGAAACGGCUACUGUUUCAGCAGCUUUAUUCCUAUAAACAACAAGCAGUUCAUUCAUUCAUGCAUAGAGACUUUUCAUUGUGAAAGAAUAAACCAAACCAAAGCAAGAAGAGGCGUUACCAUGACUAAACACACUUCUAAAUUACCAGAGGAGAAGAAAAAGCAGCUCUGUGCGUUGUUGGGUGAUGUGGAUCUGACUCUUCUCUACAAAGCAUCUGUUCAUGGAUAUAAUGGUGCUGCUUUCCACAAGCUCUGUGAUCAUCAGGGUCCAACUUUACUCGUGGCCUACAACAACUCAGGCUACAUCUUUGGUGGAUAUACGAGUAAAGAUUAUACUCAGAGCGGGCAGUAUGUUACUGAUAAGGAGGCUUUCCUGUUCUACUAUCAAGGCCAAAUCCCUGUGUGCAUCAAAAUUAACAGUGGACAAUAUGCACGUAUCGAUGACUCCGUAUGGCCCACCUUUGGCCAACAGUUGCACUUUUGCUAUAACAACCAACCAACCCUGUAUAACCAAGGGGGAAAUGCAUUCACCAUUAAUACUGCCUUAAUGUAUGGGAACAACACUAACCUGACUGAAUGCGAGGUGUUUAAAAUUGAGAAGAUGUCUCAGGCCAGUGUUGAGGAGAAACCAUGGAGGAACAUUGCGUGGAAGGAUGAAAGAAGAGAAGAGCUUGUGAAAUCAAUAAAGAACUAUAAACCCAUGGCGUCCUCUGUGAACCGGGCCCGAAUCCUAAUGAUCGGUCCUGUAGGUGCUGGAAAGUCCAGUUUCUUCAACUCCAUCAACUCCAUCUUCAUGGGUCGCAUGACCAACAAAGCCAUGGCAGGAACUUCAGGCACCAGUCUCACCACACAGUUUCGCACAUAUCCAGUGAAAGAUGGCCGUGAGGGAAAGCCAUUGCCAUUUGUGUUGUGUGACACUAUGGGACUGGAGGAGCAGACAGGUGCAGGUCUGGAUAUUGAGGACAUCAGCAGCAUCAUUCAGGGUCUCAUACCAGACCGAUAUCAAUUCAACCCCAUGGUACCAUUUCAUCCUGAUGAGCAAAAGUCCUCCAGACCUUCAUCUCUACAGCAGAAGAUCCACUGUGUGGUUUACAUGAUAGACUCCACCAAAAUCUCCCUCAUGUCCAGCAAACUGGAGGAAAAACUUGCAGCCAUACGCAAAAAAGUGAACUCGCUGAGUGUUCCUCAGAUCGUCUUGAUGACUAAAGUCGAUGAGGCGUGUCCUCUGGUGGAGGAGGAUCUUCAAAAUGUUUAUGUCAGUUCUUACAUUAAGUCAAAGGUACAGGAGGUCAGCUCUCGACUGGGUGUUCCUGUGUCUUGUGUGUUACCUGUGAAGAACUACAGUCAGGAGCUUGAACUGAACCUCAGCUGUGAUCUCCUGCUUCUCACCGCUGUACAGCAGAUGCUCAACUUUGCUGAAGAUUAUUUGGAUGAUGCUGCUGAUGCCAAUGUUGCUUAAAGUUAUUCACUUAUGUACAUUUUUUGUUGUUAACUUGUACACUGGAUUUCCAGGACUUCGUCCAGCAGUAAUGUAAUCAUUAUUAUUUUUGUAAUACUACUACUGUCCAGGUAGAUCAUCACACUGCCUUUCAGACACAAUGCCCACGAAUGAUGAUGCUGAUAUAUUGAAUAAAGUUGAAGUGUCCAGCUAAAACCUGUGAACUUGACAUUGCAUCAAGAGAAAGCUGAUAGUUCAUUAAAUUACAUUUCAAUGCCUUGAUUACAGUUGCAUAAGACAAAAAGAUGCAGUAUUGAUCAAAUUGUAAUUUAAAGAGGCAUAAUUAAAAAUGUAUAUAAAUCAAGCCCUUUAAAUUGUGAAUUAACAAUUAACAUAAUUUCUCCAUACAACAUAUUGGCUAUUUCCAGAAUUU
Molecule: messenger RNA, 2123 nt
Organism: Paramisgurnus dabryanus
Lineage: Eukaryota; Metazoa; Chordata; Actinopteri; Cypriniformes; Cobitidae
Product: interferon-induced protein 44-like
Biological process (GO): immune response
Molecular function (GO): GTP binding
Source: RefSeq, a predicted model, not a curated record